Messenger RNA from Cajanus cajan (pigeon pea), 1646 nucleotides. RefSeq names its product heat shock protein. The record is from RefSeq and is a predicted model, not a curated record. NCBI's taxonomy places the organism in Eukaryota, Viridiplantae, Streptophyta, Magnoliopsida, Fabales, Fabaceae.
UCAAUUUCAUAGUCGAAAUCAUCCUCGGACCUGGCUGGGUGUUCACCCCUAAAACCAACAUUAAUCGAACCAAUGAUCGAACAAAGAAUGUUAGAAAUGAAAUGGUGGUUGAGAAUUGGGGGGAAGAGGAGUCUCCCUCUAUGGGUUGGGAGAUGGAGUAGAAGCCUGCGUUCAGACGCGGCGUUGGAAGCCAUAGCUAAAGCUUCAGAUGACAGAGUUCCCAACAUAGUUCUCUACAAUUACCCUUCCUUUUCUGGAGCAUUCUCCGCUCUCUUCGCUCACCUCUUCCACACUCGCCUCAAUCUCCCUUCCCUCAUACUGCCCUUCUCUUCUGUUCCUCCUCUCGCUUUCAGGGUUGAAGAUUUGUGCAUUGAUGGCCUUCAGACAUGUUAUCUACUUGACUUUAUUCCUUCAAAGGAAUUCAUUUUCAACCUUUCCCGAAAAUCAAAGUGCAAGGUUAUUGGGUUUGAUCAUCGGAAAUCAGUACUUAGACAUAUUUCCCCUGCCAAUGAUUUCCCUGAGAAUAUUACAAUUAAUGUAAACCUUGAGAAGAGUAGCUCCAGUGUUGUUUAUGAGUACUUUGCUGGCAAACUUGAGGAUAUUAAUAUUUCUUAUGGUGCGGCUCCAUGUUUGGUGGACUCGAAAGACAAAGGUCGAGUGGAGCUGAUUCUUAAGUAUAUUGAGGAUGGAGAUCUUCGCCGAUGGAACUUGCCCGGCAUCAAGGCCUUUAAUAUUGGACUGAGUGAAUGGCGGUCGAGGUUUAACUGCAUUUCAAAUCCAUACAUGUACAAGCAGUUGCUAGAAUUGAGUGCUGAUGAUCUAAUUUCUAAAGGAAAUUCAUGUCUUUCAUCUCGCCAGAAUGCUGCAAGUAAAUUGCUGGAAAAGGUUUUCAGGGUUCGUUUGGGUAGAGGAUUUUAUGGAGAGUGCCUGGGAGUUCGAGCAGAUGGGAACUCCAACUUAAGUGAUGAAAUUGGCAAGCUUCUUAGUGUAAAAAGUGCUGCUACUGGCCUUAGGCCUAUAGGUGCUGUGAUAUUCAUGCAGCGGAAUAAUCUCAAAAUGUGCUUGCGUAGCACUGAUGGUGCCACUGAUACCUCUGAAGUUGCAAAGGCAUAUGGCGGAGGUGGUUCCCCAAGUUCAAGCUCCUUCAUCAUAAGGAUGGAUGAAUACAACCAAUGGAUUUCGGGGAAUUCAUGAUGAUAUUUUCUGGGAAGAGACAGAUGAAGUGAUGACACUUGCAUGAUGGCAGUGUUACCAAAACAGAUCCACAGACUUCCUGAUAUUGAUGCUGCACAUGAUGAGACUAGGAAAAGUCAAGGUAGAGAGUGAGCAAGAUGGAAGCAUUGAUCUUGGGAGUAAACAAGCCACUGUUGAGGUUGAUUUAAAGGACAAAAGAUGAAAAUGAUAUUCAAGUUCAGCCAAUUUGAAAGAAAAUUUCCUAACAAUUAGUUCCUCAUGAGUUUGAGACCCCAAUACUGCUAUUGCCAUUGUUUCUUCAACCACCAGUUGCCAACUUUACACAGAUUUUAGCUGCAGUUUCUGAUUACUAUUGCAAUGUUUAUCUUUUUCAGCCAAAGUCUGUGAUUGAAAAUAUUUAUGGAGCAUUGAAUAAUAAAUAAGUUAAAUUAUUUCUAUCCUUGCUAUCUUGA